AUGACGGAGCUGUCGCUGCGUCGCAUGUUCACCGUCACUCACAGUCUGUUCUGGAUGCAGGACCGUCCCUCAGACCUGGUCCAGUGGACACGAGUGAAGCUGCAGCGAGUGCGGGGCGCCGACCCUGGCACCGAAGCUUCCCACAGGCCAGUUGGACUCCCUCAGACCCCCUCUGGUCCCGGUGUAGAGCUCUCAGCUCCUCGCCGUUCUGCCAAUGUGAACAAGGUGACGGAGGCGGCCGAGCUUCAGCCCAACCUGCUCGAACAGACGCUAAGCGGCCAUUUAAUCAGCACCACGUGCGACAGUCGCUCGGCGUCCCUGCUCUCUGGACCGGUGACCCCCGCUGGGUCGCAGCCACUGGCCCCGCCCAUCGCUGUUCGAACAAACGCUGUGUUCUCUGGCUCAACCUCCACCUCCACAUGUGGAAGCAGCGGGGGCCUCGGUCUCCCUGAUGCCCCCUUUGCCAAACUAAGCAGUAAAAUACAGCAUUACCGAAGGAAAGAGCUGUGUAGAUAUCUUAAUGAGGUUGCUAAUGGAGAGAAGCUGGCGGUCAGGACUUGUCCCGUAGGGACGACUAAGCCUCUGUCUCUCAUCAAGCCUCCCAGCCAGGGCAUCGCCAUCUCCGUGGUGCCGGCCAAGGCUCCCGUUUCCAUGGUGACUGCACACAUUAACGGGCAGAAGGCGGCAAGCUCGGAGCCACUGCAGACGUCCCCCAUCAACCUCCAGACCGCCGGCAGGGUGGCGGCAGCCGGAGUCCACCCGUUCAGCAGCAGGAGAGCUGGGGAGCUGCCUCACUCUCAGAUGCUGGGAACUCUCACUGCUGUGCCCAUCAAGGUGCCUCAAGUCAGCUCCCUGCACCGGCUGGCAGGACAAGCAGCCACUGUGCUACCUCAGGUCAGGCCAAAGACCCAGAUCCCGGACAGCCUUCCCCACAGUCCCUGCCAGGAGCUGCAGCCCCUCAGUCUGCAGAGGGCCACCGCCGUGGUCAGUCCCAAGAGCCAGGGCCCCACCCUGCCCACCGCCAACAGCACCUUCAGUCCCGACCACCAGCCCAACGGCCAGAGCGACCCCUCGCCGCCCCAGGCCCCUCCCCACGGCCUGUCGGGGGGUUCCGACUCCAGCGGCCCGGCCCAGCACGCCUCUGCGGGACCCGGCGUGGCGUACGCCAUCAUCGCCGCCUCGCCCGCCACCGGCAACGGGGUGUCCGCCGUCAGCGAGGCCGUCAAGGUGCAGCCACUGCUCUUCAGCGCUGACAACAAGGUGAUAAUAAUCCAGCCUCAGGCCCCCAGCAGCACCGAGGGGUCCCCGGGGGCCCAGGCUGACCUGCCGUCACAGGAGGCCCCGCCCGCCCCGAAAUCCCCGUCCCAGAAGAAAGACGAGGACCCGGAGAAAAUCGCCUUCAUGGUCGCUCUCGGCCUCGUCACCACAGAACACCUGGAAGAAAUCCAGACGAAGCGACAGGAGAGGAAGAGGCGGAGCACGGCCAACCCGGCGUACAGCGGCCUGUUCGAGCCCGAGCGUAAACGUCUGGCGUCUCAUUACCUGAACAGCUCGCUCUUCCUGUCGGCACGAGACUCUGAGGAUUUCUGCUGGAAGGAGGACUUGGAGCAUGACGACCACUGUGCCAUCUGUAAGGAGGACGGCGAGCUGCAGCCCUGCCACAACUGCCCCCGAGCCUUCCACCCCAACUGCCUCCACCCGCCGCUCAAAACCCCCCCGAGAGGCCCCUGGUACUGCCCCAAGUGCCAGAAGAAGGUUCUGAACAAGGAGAACAUGUCGUGGCCUCAGAACUUUGUUCAGUCCUACGUCACACACAAGACAGUGAGGCAGGAGGAGAAGCGACGGCUGGUGAGGAGAAACAGUGAGCUGAAGAAAGAGUGCGCUCACCUGGAGGAACAAGACGAGCAGCUCAACAAGACGCUCAAGCACUGCAUGGACCUGAGGGAGCGUCUCCUCGGGCAGCAGAGAGACACUCAGGCGUCGCUCGACCGCCUCAAAGACCUCAUCAGGUUGAUCCAACGCGACCAGCUCAUCCAGGUCACCAUGACGACCACCGCCACCAUCGCCGCCUCCCUGCUCUCCCAGUCCUGGAUCAAACCCACCAGCACCGCCGCAGCCGCCGCCGCAGCCGCAGCCGGCGCCACCCCGGGCCCUUCGGCCACACCCCUGCAGAAGAGCCACGCCCACAGCCAGGAGAACAUCAACAACUAG
Molecule: messenger RNA, 2211 nt
Organism: Seriola dumerili (greater amberjack)
Lineage: Eukaryota; Metazoa; Chordata; Actinopteri; Carangiformes; Carangidae
Gene: phf21b
Product: PHD finger protein 21B
Exons: 18
Coding region: 1-2211 (736 amino acids)
Source: RefSeq, a predicted model, not a curated record